This is a messenger RNA of Copidosoma floridanum, 498 nucleotides long. RefSeq names its product prostatic spermine-binding protein-like. The record is from RefSeq and is a predicted model, not a curated record. Lineage: Eukaryota; Metazoa; Arthropoda; Insecta; Hymenoptera; Encyrtidae.
AUGGCAAAAACUUACUACAGCAAUAAUAGCAAUGACAAUUAUUCUGAUGAUAAUGCUGAUAACUGUUACAAGGAUACUGUAGGUCCUGAUUAUGGUGAUAAUUAUGAUAAUAACGAUAUUGAUAAUGAUGAGGAUACUUAUCAUUACAAAAAUUAUUUUAAUGAUGAUUCUGAUAGUGAUGGUAAGACUGAUAAUGAUGACGAUGAUGAUAAUAGUUAUCAUGCUGACGAUUGUAGUGAUGACGAUGAUAGUGUUGAUAAUGAUGAUUGUCAUGACGAUAAUUUUCAUGGUGAUUAUCACAACGGAAAUAAUAAUGAUUACAGUCAUCGUGAUAAUAAGAAUGAUCAUGAUAAUCUCAGUUAUGGUAAUGACGAUGAUGAUCGUAAUGAUGAUAACCAUAAAGGUAACGACAACGAUAAUAGUGAUGAUUCAGAUGAUGAUAUCACUGAUGUUGGUGAUAAUAUUAUUAUUUAUAAUAGUGCUUGCGUCUACAGUUGA